Messenger RNA from Cladocopium goreaui, 4020 nucleotides. The record is from the annotation of a GenBank genome assembly. Lineage: Eukaryota; Dinophyceae; Suessiales; Symbiodiniaceae.
AUGGCCUGCAUUCGUAGCUCCUUGGCCUUGAACGAGGCCGUAAAGCUGAACGCUGAGGGCUUGGUGAAGUCGUUGAUCGAAGCGGAUGCCAAUCCGCAACUGAAAGAUGGGCUAAACGAAACCGCCAUCGAAUGUGCUGAAAGGUUAAAGCUCACCAACCUUCUGAAGCUUCUUGAGUCGGACAGCUUUAAGAAACGGACCAUGGACUUUCAUGAGGGGCUCAAGCUGAUUCAGAACAUCCCAUUGUUUGCCAACAUUCAUCCCUCAGAAUAUCCACGCUUAGCCGCAGCCUUCACUACUCGCAACUGCACCAAAGAUGAAGUCAUUGUGAAAGAGGGCCAGUCUAUCAGUGAGUUGUUUCUGGUUGCUGAAGGGGUUGCUCAUGUUCUAAGAACAGAGGGCACACCUCCGGAGGCCAAGAAGGUUUCCGAAUAUGCCAAGGGAUCUCACUUUGGUGAGAAUGCUUUGCUUGAAGAUGAGAUCUGCCUGGAAUCGGUGGUCGCUUUUUCGGACAUGUCAUUGAAAGUCCUGAGCCGCUCAAAGUUUUUGGCCUUGGGCCUGAAGAGCUGGAAACGGCGCAUGGCCGUGUUAUCCAUCGAUUCGGAUCCCACCGCGGUCAACGCCAGCUUGAAGCAAAAGUCAGCACAAGAAGCGGAUCUCAUCAAGAAAGCCUUGAUGGCGAACGAGAAGUUGGGACCAUUGGUGAAAGGUUUCUCCAGUUCUGACCUGGAGCAGAUUGCAAGCAAUGCCUGGCGAUUGGAGGUGCAGCCUGGUGAACAGGUGGUACAGCAGGGAUCCAUCAAGGCAGACAACUUCUAUGUGGUCGCCAGUGGCCACCUUGAAGUCAUCAAGGAUGGGGAAAAGGUCUUGGAUCUGCAUGGCGACAGCACCUUUGGAGAGUUGGCGUUGCUGUACCGGGCGCCCCGGGCGGCGACGGUGCGAUGCUUUCAGAAGGCGACACUCUUCGUGGUGCCGCGCCAGGAUUUGCGCAAAGUCAUGCAAGCACCCUUGAAAAAGAAGCUGGAAGGCUUUGCCACCUUGUUGCCGCGAGUGGACAUUCUCAAGCACUUGACCAAUGAUGAAAAGGCACAGCUUGCCUCUGUCCUUGUAGAGAUGACUUUCUAUCAGGGUGAGACCAUUAUUCAGCAAGGCGAAGAGGGAGAUACGUUUUACAUCCUCUACGAUGGCCAGGUAUCUGUCAAUGUGGAUGGGACAAAGGUCACUCAGCUUGAGGGGAACGCAGUGAGCUCCAACGCAAACUUUUUUGGAGAGCGGGCACUGUUAAAUGAUGAACCACGGGCUGCGACCAUCACUGCAAUGUCUCCGAAGGUGCGGGUUUUGGCUUUGGACCGUGAGCACUUUCUCAGCGUCGUGCGUCCUGACGAGAUGGUCUGUGGCUUGAGUCCAAAAGCUAUGGUGAAGUAUGAGUUGAGAGCCCUGAAGCAGAUUGGUCUCAUUGGUUGCGGUGGCUUCGGAACUGUGACGCUUCAGCGGUGCAGCAUUACAGGAAAUAUCUUCGCCUUAAAGACCCUGUCGAAAGGCUAUAUUGUCCAAAGACAGCAGGAACUGAGUGUCCUGAAUGAAAAGAAUGUGCUCCGGAUGACCCAGAGCCCUUUCAUCAUUCGGCUGGCUGCAACCUUCAACGAACCACAGCGGCUACACUUUCUUUUGGAGCCUGCGCUGGGCGGCGACCUCUUCACUGUCUACCAGCGAAAUGACCUUCAUGGUUCCCUGAAUCACGCUCGAUUUUAUGUUGCGUGUGUAGUCCGUGCCUUUCAACAUCUUCAUCAACGUCAUAUUAUAUACCGUGAUAUGAAACCAGAGAAUCUUCUCUUGGAUUCACAAGGCUAUUGCAAGGUCACAGACUUUGGCUUGGCUAAAUUCGUAAUUGGAUAUGCUUACACUACCUGCGGAACUCCGGAAUACUUUGCGCCGGAAAUGGUGCUCCAUAUGGGACACACGGUUGCAGUAGACUGGUGGUCACUGGGCGUUCUUACCUUCGAACUCAUCGUUGGUGAUUCGCCAUUCACGGCCAACGAGCCGAUGCAGGUCUUUAGACAGAUCAAACAAGGUAUCCAGGCAGUCACUUUUCCCAAGAGUCCCAAAGGGCCAUGGUCCGAGUUCGUCCGAGCGCUGUGCCAGGAGGAGCCUUCGGAACGUUUGCCAAUGCGGAAAGGUGGUGCCCGCAACAUCGAGGUGCAUAGCUUCUAUGAAGGGUUCGACUGGGAUGCCUUGGAUCAUCGUACAAUGCCUGCGCCGUUCAUACCCCAGCUCAAGCGGCAAGAUAGCUUGGCCAACUUCGAUGUCGGGGAAGUUCGGCGCCCACCAAAUGUGAGGUAUGAAGAUGCAGGAACUGGCUGGGACGAUGGCUUUGAAGACUGCCGUGGGCCAAAGAACUUCGACUCAUGGCACAACUUGGGGUGUGCCAAGGCCGGUUGGGAGCUUGAGACGAGCUUGGUUUGGUGUGCUGAUAGUGCAGGACGCGAAAAACGGAAGGACCGAAGGAUGGAGCCAAAGGAAGCAAAACGGCAUGUAUCAUUCAGCGACGCUCACGACAAGAAGGCCGAGGAUAAGCCUUCUGGUCCAAGCAUUCCAAAAGGUCCUGGCGACAGAUGGAAGAUUCCGACGAACUAUGAGGUCAAGCAGCUCAUCGGCACGGGUUCCUAUGGCAGCGUGUGCGAGGCUUUCGACAACGACAAAAAGCGCUUGGUGGCGAUCAAGAGGAUUGCCCACAUGUUUGAGGACUUGAUCGAUUGUAAGCGAAUUCUUCGGGAGAUCGCGAUUCUGUCCAAACUUGAGCAUGAGAAUAUUGUUCAAGUCUAUGACAUCGUGGCGCCAAGCAACAUUCAUACGUUCGAUGAACUGUACAUGGUAAUGGAGAUUUGCGAUUCUGAUCUCAAGAAGCUGUGCCGAACGGAUGUGACCCUGACCCCUUUGCACAUCAAUACCUUGCUGUACAACCUGCUAGUGGGCCUGAAAUAUCUCCACUCAGCUGGUAUCUACCAUCGUGACCUGAAGCCGGCCAACUGCCUUGUGAACCAGGACUGCUCCGUCAAGAUCUGCGACUUCGGACUAUCUCGAGCAAUAGAAGCAGCGGAGCAGCCGCAUCUUCAUGCGCUGCCAAACACGCCUCGAGGUGAUGGUGAGGCCGAGGCGGUGCCUGGUGUCCCGCACACGCAGCGGUUGAAGAGGAAUCUCACCGGGCACGUCGUUACCAGGUGGUACCGCGCUCCUGAAUUGAUUCUUCUGCAGGAGAAUUACACUGAGGCCAUCGACAUUUGGUCUGUGGGGUGCAUUUAUGCAGAGCUUUUGGGUAUGCUAGAGGGAACCCGAACGCAGGAUAGAGGACCAUUGUUCCCUGGAUCUUCCUGCUUUCCCUUGUCGCCAGACCACAAGCACAAGACCGACUACAAGUAUCACACGCGCGGAAAACAUGAUCAGCUGAAUAUGAUUUUCAAUCUCUUGGGAACACCUGGGGAGGCAGAUGUUGAGCAACUUGAACGCGAAGAUGCCAAGAGGUACAUUCGCUGCUUCGCUGCGCGUGAGGGUGAUGGCUUGGCAGUGAAGUUCCCAGGUGUGGACGCGGAUUCGAUCGACAUCCUCAACAGGAUGCUUCGUUUCAACCCCAAGGACUGUGCCAUGCUGUGCCAUCGCAGCGGUGCCAUCGCAGCGGUGCCAUGUGGCUGCACCGCUGCGCCAGGAUCGGAUCGAAGUGACGGCCGCUUUAGAGCACAGGUUAUUCACAAGCGGCCCAAACGUGAUCCGCGACCAAUCGAGGGAGACGCUGGCAAAAAGUGGGAACAUCAGGUCGGCACCAAAGUAUGUCACACUGGAAUUCGAGAAGGCUGGGCUUUUGGAAUCUUUUGGAACACCUUCGGAGGGGCGUUGGGAGGUGAACAUCAUCGAACUGCCAAGCUGUUGGAUGGACAUUGGAUGAAGAUAUUUGUUGCGCUGGUUUUGGAGGAACCUGAUCUGGACGAGAAGCUGCUGCGGAAGUAUUUCUGCAAGGCCUGGUUUUGA